Messenger RNA from Glossina fuscipes, 760 nucleotides. RefSeq lists its product as uncharacterized. The record is from RefSeq and is a predicted model, not a curated record. The transcript has 2 exons. Bases 62 to 670 code for a protein of 202 amino acids. NCBI's taxonomy places the organism in Eukaryota, Metazoa, Arthropoda, Insecta, Diptera, Glossinidae.
GCAUUAGUGAAGUAUUAGUGUGAAACUUUCAGUUAAAGCUAUCAUCAGAUUUGUUAGAAAAAUGAGUUACGUGACAUUAACUUUUCUUGGAAUGCUCCUGGUGCUCCAGUCGUGCUUCGCCUCUCAUCAUGAAUACAAUACAGAUAAUAAAUUGUAUAAAGAAACUGCUAAAGCCCUUGUUGAAAUCGCAAUUCCUUUGAGCGAGCGGUAUUGUGAGGUGUUAGAAAAAGUUGUAGAAGAUUUGAAAGCCCACGAAGAAGCGCCUAAAUAUGAGCAUCAAAUAGAACAUUUAGAAAAACUUAUUGAAGGCUUCAAACAUAUCAAAGCCGAUACUGAUGAGGAAAUUUUGCAAAAUAUCAUAGCCCUUAAGGAUGAUGGAGCAGGUGCUCAGGAGCCAAGCAACGAAUCGUCAAAUCCUCAUCUGGUCCGUGACUUAUUUGAAAAAGAUGGCGGCAAGGAGUUGGCUGAGGAGAUCCGUAAGGAUUUCGUUGAAUUCUUUGAUGGUUUCGAUGAUGCUUUCGAGAAAUAUGCUAAGGAAAUGAGCGAAGAGGAAAAAGCCGAACACGAAGACUUUUUAAAAUGUUUCAAGGAGUUCAAGGAAUCAGAUAAUUUUGAAAAGAAAUUGGAAAAAUUCUUCGAUUUCUUUAAGUUUUUCCAUCAUAAAGAAUAAGAGCAAAAGAUGUAAUUAAUCUGUUCACCAAAUAUAACAUGUACACAAUGGAGACGUGGAAACAAAUUUAAAUAAUUUUUCUAAAUUUAA